This is a messenger RNA of Solanum pennellii, 1441 nucleotides long. RefSeq names its product L10-interacting MYB domain-containing protein-like. NCBI's taxonomy places the organism in Eukaryota, Viridiplantae, Streptophyta, Magnoliopsida, Solanales, Solanaceae. The record is from RefSeq and is a predicted model, not a curated record. The coding region runs from base 354 to 1253 and encodes 299 amino acids. The transcript is spliced from 3 exons.
GCAUUGUUCACAUAAAAAAGAUCACAAAAUUUCUCUCCUGUUUCGUAAUUUCUAGGGCUCUCUUUUUCACCAAUUUGAAUACUAUGAAUUGUAUAAACUGGAAAAUUUAGAAUUUUAUCAAGUUUAAAAUCGAAUUGGAUUAACUUUUGGCGCGUGAUUAGUGGUCAGAUGAGAUUUAUCCAAGUGGCCACAAUGAAGUUGUCAUCACCAAACUUUAAUUAAAAGUCUUUAAUGUUGGUUGGUCUGUUUUGUAUGACGAUGAAAAUAAAUCGUCUAAUGUUUUUGUACCUCUUGCGAUUUGAAAUUCUCAAAAUCACUUUGUUGACUAUUGAGCAAUGUGGAUAGACCUUUAGAUGGCUGGGAGGUCGACUCGUUUGAAAACACAGGUAACUGUGCAGCAGCGAGAAUCCCAGUGUAGAGCUAAGUGGACAACAUCUCUUACUAUAAUAUUGGUGGGGUUAAUGGUAGACGAAGUUCAAGGAGGGCAUAAACAAAACAAGUCUUUUAGCAAGAAAGGUUGGAAAUGUAUUUGUGAUGAGUUUCAUAAAAGAACCGGUCUUACAUGGGAGAGGGAACAAUUGAAGUAUCGAUAUGCUGCACUAAGAAAGCUUUUUGCUACUAUGAAAUUGCUACUUGAUCAUACUGAUUUCAAAUGGGAUGAAACUACAGGUCUAGUGACAGCAACAGAUGAUGCUUGGGAUCGGUACAUGAAGGAACAUCCAGAUGUGGAGACCAUAAGGAGCACAGGCUGCCCGUUUUACAAGGGACUGAGUGUGAUAUUUGCAGAUUCUGGAAGUAGAGGUACAGAUAAUGGAUCUACUAUGCACAAGGACCGUCUUCCCGGUUCAUCAUCUCAUCCUCAACCUCCUACACUGUCCCAGGAAGAGUUGUCAUAUUCAGAGUCUGAAGAAGGUCCUGAUUCCAAUGAGCAAGAAAUUGUUCAAUCUGUGAGCUCACCUACUAAUACUGGUCGAAAGAAAAGGCGUAAGGGGGUUGAUGGUGCUAUUGCAAGAGCUAUAUCAGAGAUGGCUGCUGCUUCAAGACUUAGAGCUUCUGCUGUUGAGAAGUGCAGUGACAAGUUCACCAUAACCGACUGUAUUAAAGCGUUGGAUAAAUUGGAAGGUGUCAAUGACCAAGUAUAUUAUGCUGCUUUGGAUCUCUUCAACAAUCAUGCAGCUAGGGAGAUUUUCUUAUCUCUCAACGUUGGGAAGCGGCUUACCUGGUUGACUGGCAAGUUGUCUGGUCCUCCCUAAUUUAAAAAAUAAGUCCUACUAAUCUUGUUACAUUCAAGUAAGCAACCAUCUCCUAUCUCAAGUAGUCAUUUAUUGGUUUUUACAGAGCUGGAGCUUCAUGUAUAGACCACAUUAUUUCUCCUUUUUAACAACUAGGGGUAAGAAUAUAUUUCAGAAUUUGGCAACUGUGAGAUUAAAUUUUGGCAGGA